Molecule: messenger RNA, 909 nt
Organism: Venturia canescens
Lineage: Eukaryota; Metazoa; Arthropoda; Insecta; Hymenoptera; Ichneumonidae
Gene: RpS3
Product: ribosomal protein S3
Exons: 3
Coding region: 123-854 (243 amino acids)
Biological process (GO): translation; positive regulation of apoptotic signaling pathway
Cellular component (GO): cytosolic small ribosomal subunit; nucleus
Molecular function (GO): structural constituent of ribosome; RNA binding
Source: RefSeq, a predicted model, not a curated record
AAACACGGAACCUGUGCGCUAUCCUUGUCCAUUUUUUCAAGAAUCGCGCAGUUUCCGUUUCCAAUCGUGGACGCUCGCUGCUCGCUGUCACGCUCUUUUUCUUUCUCGUGCCACCACUAAACAUGGCUGCUCGAUCAAUCUCAAAGAAACGGAAGUUCGUAGGAGACGGAGUCUUCAAGGCUGAGUUGAACGAGUUUCUGACUCGUGAGUUGGCUGAAGAUGGCUACUCCGGUGUUGAGGUUCGUGUCACCCCGACUCGUACUGAAAUCAUUCUCAUGGCUACACAUACCCAAAGUGUACUCGGAGAAAAGGGACGUAGAAUUCGUGAGCUCACUUCUGUAGUUCAAAAGCGAUUUGACUUCAAGGAACAAUCCGUUGAACUUUACGCCGAAAAAGUUGCCACUCGUGGUCUCUGUGCCAUUGCACAGGCAGAGUCCCUCCGUUACAAAUUGAUCGGUGGUCUUGCUGUCAGAAGAGCGUGUUACGGAGUCCUUCGUUUCAUAAUGGAGUCCGGAGCAAAGGGUUGCGAAGUGGUAGUAAGUGGAAAAUUGAGAGGUCAGAGGGCAAAGAGCAUGAAGUUCGUUGAUGGACUUAUGAUCCACUCUGGUGAGCCGACCAACGAUUACGUAGACACGGCAACCCGUCACGUGCUUCUGAGACAAGGAGUCUUGGGAAUCAAGGUGAAAAUUAUGUUGCCUUGGGAUCCUAAUGGCAAAACUGGGCCUAAGAAGCCUCUGCCCGACAACGUUUCUGUUGUUGAGCCUAAAGAAGAAAUCCAUCAUGCUCAGCCGUCUUCGGACAUUAAGGUUGCAAAGGAUACCCCACAAGGAUACUCUGCAGCUCCACUUACAUAAAGUGUAAACUUUACAAUAAAAAAAGAUUAAAACGUAAAAUCUCGUUGAUUUUGAA